AGUUGCUGGCCAUAAGUUUAACUGAGUUGUAACGAGCGUGUUUAAGGAUAUACCACAUUCGUUAUGUAGUUACAAGUGUAUAUAACAAAACAGAGGUCUUUUCAAGUACCUUGGUCGUUUGAAAAGUAGCAUUGUUUAUCUGGGAAGCAAGUUGGCAGCAAUCCACUGUUUCGUGUAACGUUAGCUCGUUGACAUUUUGCUUAGAACAAAGCGCCACACGGACCUCUCCAUCUCGUUGCGAACCUUUCCAGACGUGCCCAUUUAGAAAACCAUGGCAACUAGAGGUCACUCCUCAGGCUCCUCAAUGAGUAACCACACCAAAGAGCGAGUGACCAUGACCAAGGUGACACUGGAGAACUUCUACAGUAACCUGAUUGCACAGCACGAGGAGAGGGAAAUGAGGCAACAGAAGCUGGAGAGGGUGAUGGAUGAAGAAGGACUACCAGAGGAGGAGAAACGCAUGAGGCGUUCUGAGCAUGCCCGUAAGGAAACAGAGUUUCUGCGCCUCAAGAGGACCCGGCUUGGCCUUGAUGACUUUGAGUCCCUUAAAGUUAUUGGACGAGGGGCUUUUGGAGAGGUGCGACUGGUGCAGAAGAAAGACACGGGUCACGUGUACGCCAUGAAGAUCCUGCGCAAGGCAGACAUGCUGGAGAAGGAACAGGUGGGCCACAUCCGGGCCGAGAGGGACAUCCUGGUCCAGGCCGACAGCCUCUGGGUGGUCAAGAUGUUCUACAGCUUCCAGGACAAGCUCAACCUCUACCUGCUCAUGGAGUUCCUACCUGGGGGUGACAUGAUGACGCUGCUGAUGAAGAAGGACACCCUAACAGAGGAGGAGACCCAGUUCUACGUGGCGGAGACGGUGCUGGCCAUCGACUCCAUCCACCAGCUGGGCUUCAUCCACCGCGACAUCAAGCCAGACAACCUGCUGCUCGACUCUAAGGGCCACGUCAAGCUGUCAGACUUUGGCCUGUGCACCGGACUCAAGAAGGCCCAUCGCACAGAGUUCUACCGGAACCUCAACCACAGCCUCUCCAAUGACUUCACAUGGGAAGCGAAGGCUGGUUUGUCACUGGGUGUGUUGGUUUUCCUGCCCCAUUUUUCAACAGCGUCACAGAACAUGAACUCCAAGAGGAAGGCAGAGACCUGGAAGAGGAAUCGUCGGCAGCUGGCCUUCUCCACUGUGGGCACCCCAGACUACAUCGCCCCUGAGGUCUUCAUGCAGACGGGCUACAACAAGCUCUGUGAUUGGUGGAGCCUCGGAGUCAUCAUGUACGAGAUGCUGAUUGGCUACCCUCCGUUCUGCUCGGAGACGCCCCAGGAGACCUACAAGAAGGUGAUGAACUGGAAGGAGACGCUGGUCUUCCCCCCAGAGGUGCCCAUCUCCGAGAGGGCCAAGGCACUCAUCCUCAGGUUCUGCUGUGAGUGGGAACAUCGUAUUGGUGCCCCGAGCGUGGAGGAGAUCAAACGCAACCCUUUCUUUGAGGGGGUGGACUACGAUCACAUCAGGGAGAGGCCGGCUGCCAUUCCUAUUGAAAUCAAGAGCAUCGACGACACCUCCAACUUUGACGAGUUCCCUGAAUCAGACAUUCUACAACCCGCAGCUCCAGUCGUGGCCACUAACCACUCCGAGGCGGACUACAAGAACAAGGACUGGGUCUUCAUCAACUACACCUACAAGCGCUUCGAGGGCCUCACCGCUCGCGGUGCCAUACCCUCCUACAUGAAAGGAGGGAAGAGAUAGAGGCCUCCUUUUCUCCCUCACUCCUCUUUUCCUCCCCACGGAACAUUCCUCCCAGUGGAUUCUAUGUUUUUUUAAAUUCCGUCCGUUUCCCUAAAUCCAACUUAUAAGACUCAUUGCUCUCUCUUUCUCUUUCUCUUUCUCUUUCUCUCUCUCUCUCUCUCUCUCUCUCUCUCUCUCUCUCUCUCUCUCUCUCCCUCUCUCUCCCUCUCUACUUCCGGAUUGUACCCUCUGGUGUCUCUGCCGUGCGUGCUGCUGUGGGCUUCUUUGUGGGAUACUGCUAUACCUUCUAAGGACUUGGCCGGAACUGUUGCCCUCUAUGGGAGGAUGUGCAGUGUGGUAUAUGGUUCACACUGACUUUAUUCAAAUGAGCAGUCUCCUCCACUGACUGGGCUGCCCAGCUGGCCUCCACACUGCCCUGUCUCCACAUGACUGGUCCACACUCUCUCUGUCUUUCUCUCUGUCUCUGUCUCUGUCUCUCUCUCCCCCCCCCCUCUCUCUCUCUCUCUCCUUGAGGCCUUCGGAGCAGUAGGGAUGCAUGGAGCGCACACGUAAGCGUGCACACACACACACACAAACACACACACAUACACACGCACGCACACACACACACACACGCACACACACACACACACACACACACACAACAACAACAAUGAACAAUGGCUGGCACUAUCUGUCACAACUGUUUAGCUUCUCUCCUCCAGCUUCCCUCUUUUUUUUACUGUUGCCGUUUCUUUUUUUAUUUCAUUUUCUUUUUUUCCUUUCAAAGCGUGUGGGUGAAGAGGAAAUGUAAGAGUUUCCAUUUGCACUGUGUGUCCCAAAUGGCCCUCCUUACAUGAACGUUUUUUUUUGUGUGUGGUGUGGUUGCUCCCCUACAUUAUCUCCGUGUGUGCCCUCACCUCCCUUAUUGCCACUAUGUGACUGACUCCUCAGAGGGGUGCUGCUUAGAAGCUGUGUGUACGUCCGUCCGUGUGUGUGUGUACAUCCGUCCGUGUGUGUGGGUGCGCGCGCGCGUGUGUGUGUGUGUGUGUGUGUGUGUGUGUGUGUGUGUGCCUGUGUAAGUAAGCUCUUGUUGUGAACUGGUUCUGCACUGAACUGUGCUCCACCCUGAGUAGGCUGGUUUCUCAGCCCCACCACAGGAAACCACAGACAGACCUGGCAGAGAAGCACGCUCCACUCCGCUCCACUCCACUCCACUCAUAACCCUCCUCCACUGCUGCUCUCUCGCUCUCUCACUCGCUCUCACUGCUGCUGCCAUGGGAGUGGACUGUGUGUGUGUGUGUGUGUGUGUACAUAUUACGUGCGUAUGUGUGUGUGACAGAGAGAGAGAGAGUGUGUGACAGAGAGAGAGCCAGAGAAAGAGAGAGCGGGCGCAUGUGUGUUUGUGAAUGUGUUUGUCUAUGUGUUGGGGUAUUUCUGUGUGUAUGUGUGUGUGUGUGUGUGUGUUAUAUCUGGGUUGAUGAGAUCACCCCGUCUGCCAAAAAUGGAAAGAACCGCCCCCCUUUUCCAGGAAUAAUCUGUAUAUGUCUGGUGGAGUCACAUAGUGUUGAACUGGUGAAUCAAUGCCUUUAUCGUGUUCUCUUUUUGUAUUUUCUACAGCGCUACCAUGUGGUGGUAGUGCUUACAUUUGUAUUUCCUACUACUUGUGAAAUAUUUCCUUAAGAUGAUGCAAUGCAACUUUUUUAUGAUUAUUGCUGGAUUUUACCCAAAGAACAUAGCAGUAGUUUAUAUUUUUAUAUCAUGCUGAUAGUUUGAUAGUUCAAAGUGGUUGACAAUUCAAGGCUGAUGCAGAUCUUUUGAUAAAAAAAAUAAUAUAUAUUUUUGAAUCAGCUCUUUUUUUCCAUACAUGCUUUUCUUACUGUUAUACUUUGUGUGUUUUGCCCUUUCAACGAAACCCCUUCGCAAUACCAAUGCAGAAACCAUAAGGGUUUAUUUAAGUUAUUCUUUUCAUUAUUAUUUUUGUCAGAGACAGCUGUUGAACUAGUGUCAUUUCCUGGUCUCACAGAUGGGAGUGGAAACUGCUUUUCUGUUUUGUGAAGUUCAUGAACACUAUUCAGGAUGAAGUGUCAGGAAAAUAUGGAGAGCAUAUUUAGAGAUAGAGUGUGUCCUUUUUUAUGAGUCUGUUUGCAGAAUGAAUGCUGCUCAUUCACAAAUAUCAGCUUUUUCAUGAAUGACUACUACCACCAUCAGAGUUUUCAUUAUGGUUUGACUUUGGAAAUGUACACUUUUCAUACAUGAAUAGGUGGGUUUUCUCCACGUCAGUCUUAUAUUUUGAAUUAAUAGUGAUAGACCUCAUAGACAAUGUUGGCUGCAAAAUCUUAUUGUGGUGAGAAUAGACCAAUAUUUGUGAGGAAAAAAAAGAUCAAACGUGAAUGGCAGCAUAGUAUAUUUUGGAAAUAAAACUACUAAAGUUACUCACUAAUUCUUUAAGGGGAUUCACACAUUCUCAAACUAGUGUUCUUCUCUGUAUCGUUUCCCAAGUUCUUACUACAUCAUUCUUUUUUAAAAGGCACUUUCAGCAUUUGUUUUUGUAGCUGUUGUAUUUAUGAAUACUAUGUAACGUUACAUAUAUGUUCUUUUUUUAAUCUCUUUUGCUUCUGACAUGGACAGCUGAAUGAUGUGUUCUAUGGUAUUGCUCUCUUUGACAAGUCUUGCUUUUUUGUUACUAUUUGCUGUGUCCAUUUUGAUUUAUAAAGAGCACCAUUAGUUGGAGUGGUACUUGUCAUAGGAAAACGGUACAGAGCAAACUCAUCAGAGACAUCACAGUGACUCAAACUUGAGAAGGUUUCUUGUUGAAAUCGAGGUCUCAGUGAGCUUGUGUUUGACGCAUAUACUCUAUAAGUUGAUGACUUUUCCUUCACAGAAUGAUGUGAACUCUGAGCUGAACUUCCUCUCAGAGGUUCUCAUGUUAAAAAGCACUUCAGAUGAGAGAGUGAUAGCAUCAUAUUGUGUGUCAUAACUUUGAUGUGUGGAGGGUUAUCACCCAUGUUUAACUCCCACCUAACAGGCUUUAUCCAUGUCUGGACUGAGGGAUGUGUGAUAUUUCAUUGACCUGUGGGUCAUGUUUUUUCAUAAGGUUUUUAUCAAGUCCUUAGUUCAAGGAAUGUGCAUAAUGUCCAGCAAGUUACUGUAUGGUCUCUAGUUUAUUAGAUUUGAGAUUUCUUUUUGGUCAUCUUCUGUCAUCCAAGUGAGCCUGUUGUGAGGAUAUGUGAUGAGAUAACUUAAGCAUUCCGUGUGUGUGCACGUGUGUGUAAGAUAUGAGACCUAACCCUGGUAGUUGAAACCCUUUCAUACUUGUAUUCCUGUGUGAAUACACAUGCUUUAAGCCAAAGGCAUAUUUACAGUGUUUUUCUAGAAUGAGUUUGCAUGUUUUAUGAAUGGUUGAGUAGGAUUUCAAAUGUAAAAAAAACUCAAGUAUUUAUGUCUGUUCAUUUCCUAGCCUUUGAUCGAUCUGGAUUCAAUUCAGCUUGAACAAUAUGCUUUCAGAAUAAAAUAAAACUUAUUUUCACCAUCA
Engraulis encrasicolus (European anchovy) is the source of this 5255-nucleotide messenger RNA. It is a transcript of the gene stk38b, whose product is annotated as serine/threonine kinase 38b. NCBI's taxonomy places the organism in Eukaryota, Metazoa, Chordata, Actinopteri, Clupeiformes, Engraulidae. Bases 272 to 1741 code for a protein of 489 amino acids. Gene Ontology annotation, biological process: peptidyl-serine phosphorylation; intracellular signal transduction. The record is from RefSeq and is a predicted model, not a curated record. The transcript has 14 exons. Gene Ontology annotation, molecular function: ATP binding; protein serine/threonine kinase activity.